Messenger RNA from Symbiodinium pilosum, 2559 nucleotides. The record is from the annotation of a GenBank genome assembly. NCBI's taxonomy places the organism in Eukaryota, Dinophyceae, Suessiales, Symbiodiniaceae.
AUGACGACCACUGGAGUAUGGGAUGCUGCAAAAGCAGGCUUCGAGAUGAAGCGCAAGUCCUCCUUCUCGCUGCUCGAUGCUGAAGCGCACCGUCCAGCGCCUAGCAGCCAAGAAGACGGCUCACGCAUGGAGAAGCUCCGGCAACUCAUGGACCACUACGAACCGAAUGAUCCCGAGUCGAUCCAGAGAUCUUUUGCUCGGCAUUUGGAGUACUCCUUGGCCAUCACGAGGUUCAAUUUCACCAUGCAGGAUGCCUACCGUGCGGCGGGUCUCGUGCUUCGUGAUCGGUUGCUGGAGAGCCUGAACGAUACCAAUGCCUACUACAGGGAGCAGGAUGUAAAAAGGGGAUAUUAUCUGUCCGCCGAGUACCUCAUCGGUCGUCAUAUGCAGAAUGCCAUUGCAAAUUUGGACCUGGAGCAGUCCUUCAAGGACGCCUUCGAAGAUUUGGGCAUGAAGCUCGAGGACUUGUUCGCGGAAGAAGCAGAUCCGGCCCUGGGCAAUGGAGGUUUGGGCCGUCUGGCCGCUUGCUUUCUGGACUCCAUGGCAACCCUGUCACUACCAUGCUGGGGAUAUGGCAUUCGCUACAGCUAUGGCAUGUUCAAGCAGGGCAUCAAGGACGGUCGGCAAGUUGAAGAGCCAGAUUUUUGGAUUGGUGACGGCUGCCCCUUUGAGAUUCCUCGGCCAGAUGUCACGUACCCUGUACGCUUCUAUGGCAAAGUAGAAGAGGCCUACGAGAACGGCAAGAACAUCUCAAGGUGGGUUGGUGGCGAGAUUGUGCAAGCAAUGGCCUACGACAACCCCAUUCCGGGUUUUGACACGUACAACACCAACAAUUUGCGGCUUUGGCGGGCGCUGCCCAGCCAGGAGUUUGACUUGGACGCCUUCAGCAGUGCGCACUUCCAAGAUGCAAUCACCCAACGCCGCAAAGCAGAAGAUCUAUCUGCAGUGCUCUACCCCAACGAUGCCACAUACGAGGGCAAGGAACUUCGUCUUCGGCAGCAGUACUUCUUCGUGAGUGCUUCCUUGCAGGAUUUGCUGCGUGAGUUCAUCAAGCGGCCCAACUACAAGUGGGAAGAUCUUCCCGAAAAGGUCGCAGUACAAAUGAAUGAUACGCAUCCCACAAUUGCUGUGGCAGAGAUGAUGCGACUGUUGGUCGAUGUUCAGCAGCUGCAGUGGGAUCGAGCAUGGGAGCUCACAAGGAAGUGCUUAAAUUACACCAACCACACCGUCAUGCCAGAGGCUUUGGAGAAAUGGCCGGUGGAGAUGAUGGAGCGAAUGCUGCCGCGACAUUUGCAGAUCAUCUACCAAAUCAACGGAAUUUGGAUUCAGAAGCUCCUGCAAAGGUACGGUGACGGGCCACUUAUUGCGGCCUUGAGCAUUGUUGAGGAAGGGGAUGUCAAGAAGAUUCGAAUGGGCCACCUCGCCAUCAUCGGUGCCAACAAGAUUAACGGAGUUGCUGCCAUCCACACCGAGAUCAUCAAAAAGGAAACCUUUCCAGAGUACUACAAGUGGUGCUGCGACAACGGGGAGCAGAACAAGAUUGUGAACAUGACCAACGGUGUGACACCACGACGUUGGAUUCACUGCGCAAACCCUGCUCUCAGCGAAAUCUUUACCAAAUACCUCGGAUCGCAGGAGUGGCUGACCGACAUGAACAAGCUGAAGGACAUGCUGGCUUACAAGGAGGAUAGCAAGCUUCACGAGGAGUGGAUGGCAAUGAAGCGGGGUUGCAAGGAAAAGCUGGCUGACUGGCUGAAAUCAAAGAUGAACCUGGAAAUUGAUCAAGAUGCCUUGAUUGACAUUCAGAUUAAGAGGAUCCACGAGUACAAAAGGCAAUUGAUGAACAUCCUUUUCGUCAUCCACCGCUACAUGGAGCUGAAGAAGAAGUCCCCCAGUGAGCGGGCAGCGUUCCAGAAGCGUGUGGUGCUCAUCGGGGGCAAGGCCGCCUCGGCUUACGUGAAUGCCAAGAUCAUCAUCAAGCUCAUCAACAACGUGGCAAAGGUGAUCAACGAAGAUCCGGAUACAAAGCAGUAUCUCAAGUGUGCCUUCGUGCCAAACUACUGCGUCUCGGCAGCGCAAGUGAUGAUUCCUGCAUCCGACAUAUCUGAGCACAUCUCCACCGCCGGAACGGAAGCCUCAGGCACCUCAAAUAUGAAGUUCGUGAUGAACGGCGGCCUGAUUGUCGGAACCAUGGAUGGUGCAAACAUCGAGAUCAGAGAGGAAUGCGGUCAUGACACGAUGUUUAUUUUUGGAUGCCAGGAGCAUGAGGUGGCAGGCAUUUCAGCCAGAGCACAGGAAGGUCACUACCCAAUCGAUGGCCGCUUGCAGGCAGUCUUUGACGAAAUCCGAAGCGGCAAGUUUGCGGGCCAGGCCGAGCCAGAGGCGCAGGGCGAGUUCGAGAGCAUCAUCAAUCGCUUGUGCAACAUCCGCGCAGCAGGGACUUGGGAUGGAGAUAAGCAGCUCGUGCAGCAAACAAAGAGUCGCAUUCCAGUUGACAUCUUUGCUCAUCAUUCACGCACACUGUGUGCUUGUGUUGAUCUUCCGGCUUGGUUGCGCUAG